Messenger RNA from Schistocerca piceifrons (Central American locust), 450 nucleotides. RefSeq lists its product as uncharacterized. The transcript has 2 exons. Bases 1 to 450 code for a protein of 149 amino acids. Lineage: Eukaryota; Metazoa; Arthropoda; Insecta; Orthoptera; Acrididae. The record is from RefSeq and is a predicted model, not a curated record.
AUGAGUGGAAUGUGCCAACUUAAAGCAUUGUCUUUAGCCAAAGAACUAGGCAUUAGCAGUUUCAAAGCUAGCCGGGGCUGGCUAUCAAGAUUUUUCAACAGAAAUGGUUUAGGAUUCCGGAGGAAAACUACUAUCGCUCAGUGGCUUCCAGGUGAUUACGAGGAAAAAAUAGUGAAUUUUCAUUGUUAUGUGAUAAAUCUGCACCGUAAACAGUCCUAUAUAUUGCUUGAACAGUCCACAGAUCAAACGCCAGUCUAUUUUGAGAUGCUGCUCGACAACACAGUGAACAGGAAAGAAGAAUUCAGCAUCAUGAUACGAACUGGUGGCAGUGAGGAACAAAGAUGUACAGUGAUGCUGUGUGUAACUGGCGAUGGACAAAAGCUACCACAUUACAUAACAUUUAAAAGGAAAACUAUUCUGAAAAUAUGUGGAUGGACAUUGAACUUAUAA